AUGCAGGUGACCAUAGCUACUGAUCUGGGCAAAGUUGUGACGCGUCUGCAAUUGGAACGGACCGAGGUGGCCUUUUACAUAUUCACAAACGGAAGCAAACUGCGUUCCAAUUUGACACAACGUUUUGCUGUAACAGAUCAGGCAUUGAAUAACAUGACCACAUGGAGUGAAAUUAGUGUGCCUACAUCACCAGAGGAUGAUGAGGAUGAAGUUAUGCUGAAUCGUACCGAAUUUCAAAAUCGAUUGAAUGAAUUCAGGGAUAGUGUGCGUUCCGAGCCUGAAGAUAACUCAAUGUCGGAUGUAAUGCAAUGGUAUACGUCAAUUAAUCGUGGUCUACUAUAUCAUUUAACACAACAAAUAAAGGAAACGGAUAACAGCGCAGUUUGGCGUUAUUUAGUUGGUUUUAAAAAUCUCUUGAAGAGUAUUGAGUGCCAAAAUAUAGCUGCUUCAUAUGGUAUUAAGUACUAUGGUCGUGGGUAUUUAGGUUUGGAUGCGUUUGUCUCGUACGUACGUUAUGAAUUUCUGGCACGUGAACUGAUUAAUUCGACGCUCAACUAUGUACCAUCCUUAAAAUGGAUGUAUACUGAUAUUACUGCCUCAGAAAAUUAUAAAAAAAUGAAGUCUAUGAACUCCAAAAUUUUAAAAAACGUUAGCGGUAAAUCAGAUGAACAAGAUGCUAUUGUUUAUUACGAUACUAUGCACAACUUCACAGAUGAUCUACGGAUUAUACAAAAGGCUUUACGUUAUAAAAUUAAGGAAUAUGUAGAUAAAACACUACAUGAAGCUGCCAAUAAUGAAGCUGUGGGCAUUGUCAUCCUUGUCGUGGUACUAUGUGUUUCGCCUGUCAUAAUUAUAUUGGUCAAAAAUGCAGCUGCAACUAUUCAGAUGUACGCCUUGAACUUAGCACAAAAAGCCAAGGAAUUAAAAAUUGAGAAAUGUAAAAGUGACUCGCUACUCUAUCAGAUGCUUCCACCGAGUGUUGCUAUGCAAUUAAAAUAUACACAGGAGGUACGUGCUGAGCUUUACGAAGCGGUGACAGUCUAUUUCAGUGACAUUGUUGGAUUCACAGUAAUUGCUGCUAAUUGCACGCCGCUGGAGGUGGUGACUUUUUUGAAUUCAAUUUAUCGUGUCUUUGAUGAGCGUAUUGAGUGUUAUGAUGUCUAUAAAGUGGAAACUAUUGGUGACUCAUAUAUGGUUGCCUCAGGAUUACCAGUCAAAAAUGGAAACAAACACAUCACCGAGAUUGCAACAAUGGCACUUGAUUUACUUGAUGCUUCAACGCGUUUUAAAAUACCGCGUUCCAUCGAAAGUUUGCAAAUUCGCAUUGGCGUGCACACUGGACCCGUGGUCGCUGGCAUUGUUGGCACAAAAAUGCCCCGUUACUGUCUGUUUGGUGACACAGUUAACACGGCCUCGCGCAUGGAAUCAACUGGUGAUCCACACAAAAUUCACAUCACAAAAGAAAUGAAUGAUGAGUUGGAAAAAGUGGGCGGCUUCAAGACCGAACCGCGUGGCAUGAUUGAUGUCAAGGUACUUCUAAUAAGCUCAGAAAGCCGUUUUAAAUCCACAAUUCCUCGUCAUAAAGGGCAGAAAAAGAUUGAACUAGAACCAGCCAGAAGCAUUUAUAAAGACGAGAGUCUGACCAAUACUUAUACUGGAAAUAUCGCUGAGUGUGUUAAAGAAGGGCUCCCUCAAAAACCUAAGCAUAGUUCUGACCAGGCCUGGACAUAG
Messenger RNA from Teleopsis dalmanni, 1731 nucleotides. Its product is annotated as receptor-type guanylate cyclase gcy-19-like. Gene Ontology annotation, molecular function: peptide receptor activity; guanylate cyclase activity. Gene Ontology annotation, biological process: receptor guanylyl cyclase signaling pathway; cGMP biosynthetic process; intracellular signal transduction. The record is from RefSeq and is a predicted model, not a curated record. The coding region runs from base 1 to 1731 and encodes 576 amino acids. The transcript has 11 exons. Lineage: Eukaryota; Metazoa; Arthropoda; Insecta; Diptera; Diopsidae.